GGAUCCAGUACAACACGAAAAACAAACACGGGUCCUUCUGGGAUGCUGCCUCACUCAGCAGCUUCCGCAACCGGACCCAGUGUCUGGUUGAUCAGUACAAUCGCUACCUAUACGAGCCAGCGGGCAUGCAUGUGAAUGGAUCUCUGACUUUGGAUGCCAACAUCGCCGACAAUGGGGCAAUCAAGCUGGCAUAUAAUCUAUACAGCAAAAAUUUGCAGAUAAAUGGAGAGGACCUGCGACUUCCCAGUGUGAUGUUAUCACCUGAUCAACAGUUUUUCGUGAAGUAUGCUCAG
Candidula unifasciata is the source of this 293-nucleotide messenger RNA. NCBI's taxonomy places the organism in Eukaryota, Metazoa, Mollusca, Gastropoda, Stylommatophora, Geomitridae. The record is from the annotation of a GenBank genome assembly.